UGCCUAUUUAAAGCUUCACCUUGUCUGCCGUGCCGUGCGUGCGGAGUGACAUUGGCAGCACGGCGGCUCGGGAAGCCUUCACCGAAGAGCAAGGAACCGCCUGGGAGGGGGACGCGUCGGUGCCGCCGCCCCUGCUCGUGCUAGGCCGGUGGUCACGCAGUUGACGCAGACAAGGUGAAGCUCCGAGAAGACCGAAGAGAAGCAGAGCUUGGAAUUUGUUGGCGAACCUUUUGUCUGAGGUAAAACAGAGAGGAAAAGGCAGCACGGAAUGGACGCGGACACCGGCCCAGUGCAAUACGGGUGCGUGCACUACAAGAGGAAAUGCAAGAUAAGGGCGCCGUGCUGUGGCGAGAUAUUUGAUUGCAGGCACUGUCACAAUGAAGCCAAGGAUUCACUGGAGGUCAAUAACCACGAACGCCACGUGGUUCCUCGCCACGAGAUCAAGCUGGUUAUCUGCUCUCUCUGCAAUAAAGAACAGGAUGUACAUCAAGAUUGUUCAAAUUGUGGAGCAUGUUUUGGUAAAUACUUCUGUGCAAAAUGCAACUUCUUUGAUGACGAUGUAUCAAAGAACCAAUUUCACUGUGAUGGAUGUGGCAUAUGUAGAACUGGUGGUGCAGAGAACUUCUAUCACUGUGGGAAAUGCGGAUGUUGCUAUACCUAUCAGCUGAAGGAUUCUCAUCGUUGCGUGGACGGAGCAAUGCAUCAUAACUGCCCUGUAUGCUUUGAGUAUCUAUUCGACUCGACGAAAGCUGUCAGCGUGCUCCAUUGUGGACACACGAUUCAUCUGCAAUGCCUGUACGAGAUGAGAGCUCAUCAGCAGUUCUCGUGCCCGGUUUGCUUGAGGUCUGCUUGCGACAUGUCUGACAUAUGGCGAAAGCUUGAUCAAGAGGUUGCAGCCUCCCCGAUGCCGGCAAUUUGUCAGAAGAAGAUGAUAUGGAUCCUCUGCAACGAUUGUGGAAUGACAUCGAACGUGCAGUUCCACAUUUUGGCGCACAAGUGCCCGGGUUGCAGUUCCUACAACACCCGGCAGACGAGGGGCGGUCCAGCUGCAUGCUCCAGAGUUUGAGAACAAGCCAAGAGGGAAACCGGAAGCAAAUAAACCAUGCUGCACAGGAGCUGGUGUGAUCAAUAAGCUAUAGGCCUGUAGACAGCGUCCAUGUACUCUCCUGAUCUCCUUCCCCAGAGAACAGCUAGUUGACCUCACCGUCGUUUGCGUUGCUGUGCCUGGAAUAGUGGAAUUGUAUAUGCUCGGCCCUUCUCGUAUUGGGUUAUCGACAUGAUGGGCCACUAAGCUGCUUUUCGCUUUCAGCCCAUAAGUGAUGUCUGCUUGCAAAAAUGGUUUCGCCUGAAGAA
This is a messenger RNA of Setaria italica (foxtail millet), 1353 nucleotides long. Its product is annotated as E3 ubiquitin-protein ligase RZFP34. Gene Ontology annotation, molecular function: zinc ion binding; ubiquitin protein ligase activity. Gene Ontology annotation, cellular component: nucleus. The record is from RefSeq and is a predicted model, not a curated record. The transcript is spliced from 13 exons. The coding region runs from base 269 to 1066 and encodes 265 amino acids. Gene Ontology annotation, biological process: protein ubiquitination; ubiquitin-dependent protein catabolic process. NCBI's taxonomy places the organism in Eukaryota, Viridiplantae, Streptophyta, Magnoliopsida, Poales, Poaceae.